UCCCUCAUUCAAUAUAAAACAGUACACAAAACACCCUUCUGACACAAAAACGGUUAGUUAAUAGGAAAAAGUUAAGAACAAAGAGUUUAAAAAUAAAAUUAUAAAGAAAACUAGAAUCACUUUACAAAUAUGGUUAUUACAAAAUGGAUAUUCCUUGGAGUCUUUUUUAUUCCGUUAUUGUUAACUCUGUGUGGAUAAAUUUAUUAGACGAAGAAUUAAUAAUAGCAUCAUCAAUCAGUGCAGUGCUCGUGAUUAUGCAAACAAUGAGGGUAUUUUCGUAAUUAAAGUUUGUAAUUUGCCAUAAUUUUUUCGUUUCUAGACUUUCCAGGAGGAAACAUCUUUCACACCAACCUAAUUUGACUAUAUGGGAAAAAUGAGCACCAAAUGGAAAAAAGUUCAAUUUUUUUUCCAUUAUAUAUACUCGUGCACAAUUGGUCUAUAAUUACAAAAACCAAUCAACAGAGAGAAUAAUAUAAUUAAUUAGUUGAUUUAUUCAAAAAAAUGAAAGGAUCAGCUUCUUCAUCACUAGUAAUAACCAUUCAGGCGGUGGCUCUGAUGAUAAUGGUGGUGGUUCCGGCGUCGGUGUUGGGGCAGACGCCGAGCGAGUGCAACGACGAGAAGAACAAGCUGGAAAACGGGUGCAGGGCGGUGAUAUUCGGGCGGGACCCUACGGCGGCGUGCUGCCAGCAGGUGAGGGCGGCGCACUUUUCGUGUAUGUGCCCACUUGUCACUCCGGCGCUGGUUGCAGCCAUCGGUGGGGCCCAACGUGCUAUCAGACUCGUUCGGGGCUGUGGUCGGACUGUUCCUCGUAACUUCAAGUGUGGAAGUUUGACUACUCCUGCUUGAAGAGUUGAACUAUCGGGAUGUUUGGUGAUCAGACGAAGGUUGAUUUUAAUGGUGGAAUUGCCUCCAUCAGAAACAAAUAAAUAAGCAAAGUAAUUUUAUGUAUUUGUGUAGGGAUGUGUAUUCGUGGAUACAUAUCUAUAGUUGACGCAAAAUAAACAUUUAUUAUUUUUUUUAGAAUUUAUAAAUAAUUCCUAUGUU
Erythranthe guttata (spotted monkey flower) is the source of this 1044-nucleotide messenger RNA. The record is from RefSeq and is a predicted model, not a curated record. NCBI's taxonomy places the organism in Eukaryota, Viridiplantae, Streptophyta, Magnoliopsida, Lamiales, Phrymaceae.